AUGGCCAGGCUUGUGCAGGGAGACGUGGGCAGAAAGGUGGUGAAGCUGGGAAACGUCUGCAUUGGACAGACGGUGAAGAAGAUGGUCACCGUAGCCAACAAGAGUGCAGCCCCUCUCACCUUUAAGCUGAGGGUCACGUCCACCGUGCCAGAGUUGCAGGAAGCUGGGGUUCUGUGCUUGAAGCCCAGCAAGGAUCUAAAGCUGAAGGGCAGAGGAGACACCUGCAAAGUGGAGGUGACCUUCUCCCCGAAGCGCCGCAUGCAGCCGUUCAGCGGGGAAGUGCUGCUGGAGUGCCGCGGGCUGGUGCGCUCCCUCUGUGUGGUGUGGGGCUCCUGCCAGGGCAGCCUCGUGAGCCUGGACCAGGACCAGCUCAGCUUUGGAGCCGUGGUGCAGCAGAGCUCCACGUGCCGGCGCGUCGUCAUGCGGAACGCGGGCGACACGAGAGUCAGGUUUAUGUGGGACGUGGAGAGCUUCAAGCCAGACUUUUCCAUCAGCCCCACAAAGGGUUACAUCAGCCCAGGGAUGGAUGUGCCCUUGGUUGUGACCUUCCGCCCCUCGAAGCUGAGCCAGGCUGUCCAGUACGAGGGGCUGCGGUGCUUCAUCCAGGGCAGUGAGGCGCUGCGGCUUACGCUGGCAGGAUCCUGCGUGGAGGCCCCUGGCCCCAAAGAGACGCUGACUUUCAGCUGCCAUGUGCGUGAGAGGCAGAGCCAGACCAUCCUCCUGUCCAACCCGAGCAGCGAGGCCUGGACCCUGCAGCCCAUCAUUGAGGGGAAAUACUGGAAAGGGCCUGAAUUUAUCCAUCUGGAGGCCAGGCAAAAAGAAAAGGUCUACCAGGUCACCUACAGACCCCUAACCAUGAGCUCUGAGAACAAGAAGCACAGGUACGGCUCCAUCUUCUUCCCCCUGCCGGACGGGACAGGCUUACGCUACCACCUGGAAGGAACUGCUGAAGCCCCCAGGUGUUCAGGGGCCAUUUCCCGGCAGGUUCCAUGCAGGAAGUGCCACACGGAGCUCAUCCCUGUGUCCAACUGGCUGCACAGACCACAGAGGGGUGUUUCCUAUAUGGACGUGCCAAGCUCUGCGAAGAAGGACUACCAGCUCACCUUCCUCUCCUACAAAGAAGGAGUCUUCAGGGCAAAGGUGACCUUCCUCAAUGAGACAACCGGAGAGUACUUGUUCCACAUGGUGACUUUCAAGGCGGUGGCUUCAGGACCCAUGGGCACUGUUCAAAUGAGCACCGCUGUUCGGCAGAGAGUGUCCUCCAGCGUCAAGGUGGACAACCCUCUGCCUGUCCCGGUGACGUUUGACAUCAACUGCAAAGUGCCCGACGUCAGCGUUCCCCAGCACUUUACUGUCCCUGCACAGUCGAAGGCGGAUCUUGUCUUGGAGUAUCAGCCCCUGCAAACGGGUGAGAGCAGCGGGCAGCUGGUGCUCCAGAGCAGCGACUUGGGCUCUCUGUUUUACACGCUGCAGCUGAAAGCCACCUGGAGCAGGCCAGAGAAGCCCGUGUAUUUCCGCACCAGGCUGGGCUCCCGUCAGACCAUCACCACCAAAAUACGGCAUUUUGCCCAGCAGAAGACCGAGUACCUCGUACAGACCGACUGUGCCAACUUCCAGACGGCAAAAAUCCAUCAGAACGUCUUCCGGAAGGCCACGGCGUUCCAAUACGCAGUGAAGCACCCAGGCUUCACCGUCAGGGCCCCCGAGGUGCUGCGCGCCAAGAGCAGCACCACCAUCACCGUCUCCUUCGCGGGCGGCCCGGCUCCUGUCACCAGCAGGCUGGUGGUCUCCUGCCCUGGGGGCUCCUGGAUCUACCACCUCCGGGGCCUGCCCUCCCCCCGCAAGUGA
Molecule: messenger RNA, 1848 nt
Organism: Melopsittacus undulatus (budgerigar)
Lineage: Eukaryota; Metazoa; Chordata; Aves; Psittaciformes; Psittaculidae
Product: hydrocephalus-inducing protein-like
Exons: 11
Coding region: 1-1848 (615 amino acids)
Biological process (GO): cilium movement; axonemal central apparatus assembly
Cellular component (GO): axoneme
Source: RefSeq, a predicted model, not a curated record